AUGUCCAGCGCAGUCAGUUUAUCACCAGCUGAGAAGAAGUCAAUUGAGAAUGUACUUACACAGAGAAGAGAAGAGGGUCGCUUGAUAUCAAAGGUGACGCCAAUUAAUGAGAAGAAGAAUAAGAAGAAGGGCGAUAUGACAUUGAUACUUGGUAUAAACAGGUUGUAUCUGUUCAAGGCCAGUGGCAAGGUACAGGAGGAUCUACAUUAUUUGGACAUCACAGAGAUACAGAGUCCUACCAGCCACGAGAUCACCAUCAAAUUCAGAAGUGGACAUCACAUCAAGUUCCAAUCGGCCGACACCGAUGUCAUCCUCAAGAACCUCUACACCGCCCUCGUCACCUCAUUCCCUGCGAUCACCAUUGGCAAAGCCCUCAUCUUCUCGCUUAACCCCGAGUCGAGGCUAGUCACUAUAUUCUCUGCAGCAAGCAUGAAUAAGGACGUUGGAGCAUGUGGAUCAUUCGCGACAACUUACAAGUCAGUGUGCGACUAUAUGAACAUCCAGCCAUUGUCUAGUGUGUUAUGGGACAUUGAGAAUAUGUACCCAUUCAAUUCGAUAAAGGAGUUCAACUUGAAUGAGAUAUACCAGUAUGGACCUAGCGACCUGCGAGCUCUUAUAACAUCGUUCGCCUACAAUAACUACUUCACAUCGUUCGUGGCCAACAACUGCAAGCUCUCAAACGAGGAGACCAACCAGCUGGCUGAGUCACUAAAGAUGAACACCACCAUGCAGAAGCUCUGUCUGAACAACGUCCAAUCGUCCAAAGAGUCGCUCAUGGCCGUCCUCUCAUCCGCCACAGAGAACAAGGCCAUCAAACUACAACAUCUCAACCUUGGCAACAACUAUCUCGAUAGCAAGGGUCUGGCAUCGCUUGGAACAACAGUCCAAUCAUUCCCAACAGGAAUAAGUUAUUUGAAUGUGGAAAAUACUGGAGGCGGAGGCAAGGCCAUGGAGGCUUUGUUCAACUCUAUUAUGACUUCGGCAUCAGCCUCGACUUUGACAUUCCUAUCGAUUAGCAACAACAAGUUGGAGGCGGCAGGUACUGCCGCACUUUGUAAGCUGCUGCACAAGGCAGCCCAACUCAACACUCUUCAGAUGUCAAACACAUCGCCCGUCUAUGGCCAGUUGCGCAGCGGGUGCACUCCGCUCAAGGUACUUGACUUCUCGGGAAACAAGCCAUCGUCGUCAAAAGAGACAAUGAUGGAGCUGCUUGGCUUCUUCAGACAGCUGCCACAGCUGACGCACAUCAACCUGUCCCGUCUGGGCCUCAGUGGCGACGACCUCAAGCUCAUCUUCAGUCCAGCCACCUCGCUUCUCAAGGUGCCCAACGUCGACCUCUCGGACAACGACCUCGGUGACGCUGGCCUGCUCAAGUUGUGCGAGGUCAUGUACCCCAACUCCAACCUGCGCCACCUGGCCAUCGAUAACAAUCUCAAGAGUCGCUCCAAACUGCGUGUUAGAGCAAUUGAGGCCCUUUGCAACUUGAUCGAGGACAACGUAGGCAUCGAGUCACUGUCGGUCGCCUCCAUAUCCAAGGGCCUCAAGGGUGACCUGGUGCCUCUAGUUAUGACCCUGCUCAAGAAUGAAUCUCUGGUCAAGCUGGACAUCAGUGGCAAUGGCAUUGGCGACCACGGCGCUCUCGUGCUCUCCAAGGUGCUGUGGAAGAACAAGACACUCAAGAGCGUCAAGAUCGACGGUAACGACUUCUCGGCGGGCGCGCUAAAGAUCAUUGAGCAGGCACUCAAGAGGAACCCAAGCCCAGCCACUCUGGUCUAUCUUCCAAUUAUGGAUGUAAACGCCAUGCUCCUUGCCGACAAGUCCGCACCCAGCCACGACAUGAUCCACAAGACUCUAGUAGACAUCCAGAACAUAGUUAGCAACAGUGCACAGGCUCAGAUGCCCGCCGCCGUCGACGGCGUGUCGCCAAUGAAGCUUGUGGGUCUGGGCAGUGGUGGAAGUGGUGGCAGCGCAUCAAGUCUGACCAUUGGCCGCCGAUCGAUUGGAUCAACUUCGCCUGUCAGCGCGUCCACCAAGCCCGCCGCCAAACCAGCCCCUAUCGACGGCAUGAAUGCCAAGCGACCAGCUAUUCGUGGACCACUAUAUCCAGGCCGCCAGAUCCAGACCUCGGCGGAAACCUUCUCCAAGGGUGCCUCCACAACAGUAGAGAUACCGCCAAUAGUCUCGCGAUCAGUCGACUUCCUCGUGGCCAACGGCACCAAGGUUGUUGGCAUCUUUAGAACGUGCGCCAGCGCAACUUUGCUCAAGAAGAUCAAGGCCCGCUUCGAAGCUGGCGAGGAUCUGGACCUUGUCGCCGAGAACAUCGACCCCGACACAGUGGCAGGCGUGCUCAAGAGCUAUUUCCGUGAGCUCCCCGUGCCCAUAUUCCCCGAAACGAUUCACGAGCGCUUCUUCCAAGCCUCGCGCAUGCCCACGAACGAGGAGAAGGCCGCUGCAUAUCGCGAGGUCAUUGAGCAGCUGCCAGCACUCGAGAACAAGAUGUCCAAGCGUCUAUUCCAUCUGCUGCAUCUUAUCUCGCUGGAGAAGAGUGAGAACAUGAUGUCACCAGAGAACCUUGCGAUAUGCUGGGCCCCUACACUUUUUAGAUCGUUCUCCUCCGAGCUGCUGCCGAUCAACUCGUUCCUUGUGGUCAACUACUACGAGAUCUUUGAUCCAGAGAAUGCACCUGUUAAGGCCAAUACCAACGGCGCUGCGACCACACCAAGCGAAGAGUCGCCACAGAGCGCCAAUGAAGAGCCGCUGCCAGGCUCGCCUCCCUCCGACGUACAUGGCGAAGAGAUUCCAAUGGACGGCACAGCGACACUGCGAGGCAAGCGAUUCACACGCGCCAAGAGCACCUACUCGCCCGUUAUUGGACGAAGAACGAUCAGAGAGCGAGAUUCACAGGGUUGGACAGAGUCGUCGAGAACACUUUCAUCACUAUUCCAGGAUGAAUGGCAGCCAGAGACCUCCAACAACAACAGUCCACCAAGCUAA
This is a messenger RNA of Acytostelium subglobosum LB1, 2994 nucleotides long. RefSeq lists its product as hypothetical. Gene Ontology annotation, molecular function: protein binding. Gene Ontology annotation, cellular component: lamellipodium; plasma membrane. The transcript has 4 exons. The record is from RefSeq and is a predicted model, not a curated record. Gene Ontology annotation, biological process: signal transduction; cell migration; regulation of Arp2/3 complex-mediated actin nucleation. Bases 1 to 2994 code for a protein of 997 amino acids. Lineage: Eukaryota; Evosea; Eumycetozoa; Acytosteliales; Acytosteliaceae.